UGGAAGUUGAGUUUUCACACUUGCCUUUUAGCCUCAGUCUCCUAGAGUAUCGGGUACAGCAGUUUGACAUAGCCUACAUAAAAUACUUAAUACAACUUAAUUUACUUAACAUACUAUUUAUAUAUUUCUGAAGAUUUCAAGGUUUCAUGGUUUCAGUCUGGGUGAAAAGCCUGAUCGGACUCUUCAACCCCCUUUCCCUCUACCUGUUUUAUCAAACUUUCUUGAGUUCGGCAAAUACUUCAAAGGUGACUGACUGUUACACGAGGCAGAAUGCAAAGAGGACCACCAUAUAUAGCACAAUGAAGAUUCUGAGCAAAGUAGUCCGCUUGCUCUGACUUCAGAUCUGAAACUGAACAGAUGACGCUUGGCCAAAGCAGUGUUCAUCAUGCCCAGCUGUAUUCAGGACCACCUCUGACCACUCAUCCUGCUCUCGCAAGCGGACUAAAAAUCACAGUUGUAUAAGUGCUAAUUUCAGUGCAAAAUGAACUCUAUUAAGUGUGUUCUUGUUGGGGACAGUGCAGUUGGUAAGACGGCCUUGUUGGUGCGUUUUACCUCAGAGACAUUUCCGGAAAUGUAUAAGCCCACUAUUUAUGACAACACGGGAGUGGAGGUUUUCAUGGAUGGUGUGCAGAUCAGCUUGGGCUUGUGGGAUACUGCAGGGAAUGACACCUUUCGGCAUGUGCGGCCUAUGUCCUACCAACAGGCCGAUGUGGUGCUUAUUUGUUACUCAGUGGCCAAACCCCAAUCCUUUACUAGUGCACGACAGAAGUGGAUAGCAGAGGUUCGAGAGCACCUCCCCCGAGUCCCAGUGCUUCUAGUUGCCACACAGACAGACCAGCGCGAGAUGGGCCCUCACCGUGGUAACUGUUUCUCAGCAGCAGAUGGGAAGCGGCUUGCCCAUGAUAUUCAUGCCAGGGGCUACCUGGAGUGCUCAGCACUAAGCAACCGUGGUGUCCAGCAGGUCUUCGAGCAUGCUGUGAGAGCCGCAGUCAAACAUGCCAAAAAGCAGUCUCGCCCCCGCCUCUUCAGUUUGGACCGCUGCAAGACUUCCUAAAGCUGCAUUAUUUACUGACUCCUGUGAGAUGUUACUUGCAUGCAUUUGUAGAGGUUUCCAAACAUCAUAGACACUAAAUAUGCUGAUUUCCAGAUGAACACACACAGAUUUCUUCUGCAAAGAGAGAGAGAGGUGGAGAUGGAGAGGUGUUUGCUUGCGUUUUCUAUGUCUCAUCAGCAAAUCAUCUUUUUUCAGGACUCGGUCUCUCUCCACACACAGAGAAAGAGUCAACAUUCAUUUGAAAAACACAGCAACAUAUAGACUGGCUAUUUUGAUUUUCAGUCCACAGCUAAAUGAAAAAUACUCAAUUGAUUGCCCUCAUAGGGUGAAAGGGAUAAAUAAUGGAUAACAUUUUAGAUUAAAUGUAAAAUGUUGUAAACAACAACAAUUCCGUUUUAUAGCUGGUUUGCAUGAAUAUCUUGAAUAUCUUUGAGUGAAAAUAAAAAUGUAUUUGGCAAUGACUGGGCACGAUAUAUUUUCACAUAAUGUCAAUUAAGAACAGUAUUGUGUAACAAAGAUAUUGACCAAUGUUGGAUCUCUUAAGAAUAAUAAUGAAAUGUGUUUUAUCACUCUUCUUAUUCUGAUAUUGUGCAGGUCGUGCAUGCAGGGCAGAAUUUUAACUUCACAAAUGCCAACAUGUUAA
Molecule: messenger RNA, 1697 nt
Organism: Engraulis encrasicolus (European anchovy)
Lineage: Eukaryota; Metazoa; Chordata; Actinopteri; Clupeiformes; Engraulidae
Gene: rhoh
Product: ras homolog family member H
Exons: 2
Coding region: 482-1054 (190 amino acids)
Biological process (GO): establishment or maintenance of cell polarity; motor neuron axon guidance; cortical cytoskeleton organization
Cellular component (GO): cell projection; cytoskeleton; cytoplasmic vesicle
Molecular function (GO): GTP binding; GTPase activity; protein kinase binding
Source: RefSeq, a predicted model, not a curated record